Molecule: messenger RNA, 1734 nt
Organism: Actinia tenebrosa (Australian red waratah sea anemone)
Lineage: Eukaryota; Metazoa; Cnidaria; Anthozoa; Actiniaria; Actiniidae
Molecular function (GO): protein binding
Source: RefSeq, a predicted model, not a curated record
AUAUCUACUUAAUUAAUCAUGAAAGACUUGAAUUUGGAAGUCAAAUCCUGGAUUCUCGUCCGGUCUUUAAUACAUCACAACCUCCAAUUACCCCGAGAUGGUUUUAUUCACCAAAUUUCGACUGACACACUAGAAAUUCAUUUUCAUUGAUAUUUUAAGUUUAUAACUUCAAAUUGAUUCGUAAGUGCUAGUCCUAUUUCCUUGAAAAAGAACAGCGUUUUUGCUAUAGUAUUUGUUUAAUUUUGUCGCUAAGUAAGCCAAAAUGGAAGUAAACGAACUUUUUGUAUCCGCUUUAAACUACGAGAGACGAGCUCGAUGGAAACAGGCAGUAAAGAAAUACGAAGAAAUAAUGACACUUCUUCGAGGAAGUAACAAUGACGACAGAAUAGCUGCCAAUUCCUUGAAAAUGUUGAUGUAUGAAUGUCAUCUUCACUGUGGCGUGGCAUAUCACCAUCUCGACCAGACUUCAGAAGCCAUUAAACACUACGUUACAGCAAUGAGAGUGAUAAGCAGAAAAAAGAUUAAUUGCUGUGUUGGUUGCAUAACUGGUAAAGUCCUCCAUCUUCACGUCCCAGCCCUGGCCAAGAUUUCCAUAUGCCAUAUACAACAAGGAGAAUAUGAAACCGCUUUGAAAAAAGUAGAAGAAGCACUCGUUCUUGACUUCAAAAACCCGGAUCUGUUUUGCAUCAGGGCCUGCAUUUAUUACCUUCUCAAUAAUAAGAAAAUGGCGAUGAAAGACGUAAACUUUGCAAUCUGGCUGAGAACAAAGCACGUGUGCGCUUGGCUGUUAAGGGGGAUUUUCAAAGAAAAGGAGAAAGAGGAAGAUGCUCAGAAAGACAGUAAUAAUACAGAUCUUGAAAUGGCUUUUAGUCUUGAAGCAAGUGCGUCGGCCUAUACAGCCCUUAAGGACCUACCAUCAUCUGUUCAUACCAUUCUUAAUAGGUAUCUUCCAUCUCUUAGAGUUUCCCACACGAUAACUCCAAAUGAUAUCUUCAACGAACUUGCGCCAGAACCACAAAUCGCGUCCAAAUCCAAUAAAUCUAGCGAAAAUUCCCGACACCAACGUUCUCCCGCGAGGCAACACAGAUGCAAAUCCAGAACGAAAAUUGUGAAAGAGAAAGAAAAUCCAACACCUAAGGACGAAAGCUCUAUCUUUAAAACGUCGGUAGCAAGAAAGCUAAAGUUCCACGAAGGUAGCUUUUUAAAUACAAGAACGAAAUCGAAACUCACCCUAAAUUUACUAGCUGACAUGGAACUCUACAGAACAAAAACAAGAUCAGUGUUGCCGAGGGACCGGAGUUCUGAGUUCCAGAGGUCAAACUACAGCCACAAAAAACCAUUUCCUUCUGAUGGAAUCAGAGUCCAAGAUUUACUUGAUGUAAAGAUGCAUCCAGAGCAGCGUCUGUUGAAAGAUAGUGCUUUAAGAACUGAAAAAUAUCUUGGGGCAUCUCAAAUAGGAAGAGUGACAUCCUAUCCCUUAAGCAAUAAGGGAAUUCUUUCGUAUCCUUGCCAUACGUUCAAGGCUCAACUACCAAGAAGACACGGCGAACAAGAGAGGCUUUAUCCAAGGUUGUGGACGCAAAAUCAGUACCCGGUUCGAAUACCAGACAUCAAAGGGUGUAGAUCAACUACUGACUUAGAAAGUACAUAAAGACAAAGAAAUGAAAUUUGAGAGGCCAGGACUGUUUAUUAGAUAAUUCAAAAACUCCUUAAAUAAAUAAAAUUUCUGGCAAA